This is a messenger RNA of Acaromyces ingoldii, 921 nucleotides long. Its product is annotated as 3-demethylubiquinone-9 3-methyltransferase. Gene Ontology annotation, biological process: ubiquinone biosynthetic process. Lineage: Eukaryota; Fungi; Basidiomycota; Exobasidiomycetes; Exobasidiales; Cryptobasidiaceae. Bases 1 to 921 code for a protein of 306 amino acids. Gene Ontology annotation, molecular function: 2-methoxy-6-polyprenyl-1,4-benzoquinol methyltransferase activity. The record is from RefSeq and is a predicted model, not a curated record. The transcript has 2 exons.
AUGCUUGCAACGUCAACGUCGUCGUCCCCUUCAACGAUGGAUGCCGAGAAUGUCGCCCAUUUCUCGCGCCUUUCUUCGCAGUGGUGGGACGAGAAGGGUGAAUUUGCGCUGCUACACGCCAUGAACCCGGUGCGGCUCGAUUUCAUGCGGGCAAAGAUGCAGGAGGUGGGCGAGUGGGACGAGACGAGGGAGCUGCUCCUUGCCCGUGAGAGGGGCGAUCGGGAGAUGCAGGUGCAGAGAAAGUGGGAACAGGGCGGCAAGUGGCUGCAAGGGCUCAACACGCUCGAUGUCGGGUGCGGCGGCGGUCUGCUGAGCGAGUCGCUCGCCAGGUUAGGCGCAAACGUGACGGGUAUCGAUGCGUCACCGGAGAAUGUUACCAUUGCCAAGCUGCAUGCUCAACAUGACCCAAGCUUCUCAAAGGGAACACCUCGCUACGAAAACAUCAUGGCCGAAGACCUUCUCGCUCGCCGACGCAAGCAGAACGAAGAAGGCUUCGAUGUCGUCUGUGCAAUGGAAGUCGUCGAGCACGUCAAGGAGCCUGCGCUCUUUCUUGAGACGCUCGCCGAUCUGCUCAAGCCGGGUGGUCACCUCUUCAUGUCGACAAUUGCACGGACGCCGCUGUCCUACUUUCUCACCAUUCUCAUGGCGGAGCAAGUCCUCCGUCUGGUCACGCCUGGCACCCACAACCACGCUCAAUACAUCAACCCCUCUGAGCUCGUCGACUUCUUCUCGACCAAAGUACCUUGGAUCGGCCAGACGCAAACGCAGUCUCAGCCAGCCCGAAUUCAGUACGAGACUAGGGGGGUGGCCUACCUUCCGUGGAAGGCCGGCUGGGAGCUGGCGCCAAGGGGAAGCGGGCGAUACGGAAGCGAAUUGGCAAACUACUUUUUCUGGGUCAGAAAGCCCCUUGCUGUAACAUAA